Molecule: messenger RNA, 2289 nt
Organism: Kwoniella mangroviensis CBS 8507
Lineage: Eukaryota; Fungi; Basidiomycota; Tremellomycetes; Tremellales; Cryptococcaceae
Exons: 9
Coding region: 1-2289 (762 amino acids)
Biological process (GO): DNA replication; DNA replication initiation
Cellular component (GO): nuclear origin of replication recognition complex; nucleus
Molecular function (GO): DNA replication origin binding
Source: RefSeq, a predicted model, not a curated record
AUGGUCACCCGGGAAUCUCACUCACCAGAUCCACUUGCCCUCACAGAUAAUUUCGACGACAAUGAGGAGAUAGGAGAAUGUAUAGUCGUAGCACGCAUUUCACCCAAAUAUGCUGUCGCCUCCACUCCCAAAAAAAGGAAGGACCCUGUCGUCGAGAUACUCACACCGAAGAAAAGGAAGAAGGUAGAAGAGGAAGGGACUAUCACUGCCUCUACAUCUAGAAAGACACCCAUGGGACCAAGGACACCCUCAGUGGCAGGAGCAGGAGCAGGAGCCAGAGCCAGCCCUACCCCCAAUGGUAAGACCAAGUCCAGACCAGUCGGUUCAAUUUCUGGGUCGAUCACGACGCCCAAUGGAAAAUCGACGUCUACACCUUCUCUCAGCAAGUCCACUUCUACACCGAAACAUAAGGGUACGCCCACGUUAGCAUCAAGUCUACAUAAACCAUUACCUACACCCCCUUCUGCCCAGAAUGGAUCGAAUAGAAAGAGACCUAGAGUAUCGUCGCCUGCCAGACCUGGAUCAAGUGUUGCCAAGGCAUUGACAUUCGAUGAAGAGAUAUUUGAAACUCCCAACACCAAGACCAAAAGUAAAGAAGAAAUAAGUAGGGAGACGUUCCUGGCCAACGAGGCAUUAAAGAGGCAAAGAGAAGCUAGGAACUUCAAUUAUAAAGGUGAAGCUUCUGCUCCGAAAUUAACUAGAUCAGGUCGGGUGGUGGGUCAAGAUAUAACUCCUUCGAGAGAUAGUGAAGAGCUGGAUGAAUAUGGUGGUAUCAUAUAUCAAAGGGACGAAGUGAACCCGUUAGGUAUUCAAGCUCCUAUUAUACCUGAUGUAGAAAUUAGAAACGAUUUACAAGAAAAAGAAGAUCCUGAUAUAACCAUGGUGGAUGAUGAAGAGCAAAGAUCGAAUACACAGAUAGAACAACUACCCAAAGGAGCUCAAAUAUAUUUGAAGAAUGUACUUGCUACGUUGACUUCACAAGGUACAUCUACGAACCCACCACCAUUCGUUGAUGAGGAGAAGAACGAAGCGUUGAUUGGGAUUGUGAAUUUACUGAAAGGGACGGUGGAGAGGGGUGAAGGGAAUAGUGCGUUGGUUGUUGGUCCAAGGGGAGUAGGCAAGACUAGGACUGUUGCUCGUGCGUUAAAUCUCCUUCCGUCAACUUCCGAAACUUCUCCCAUCAUCGUACGGCUCUCUGGGCUGGCACAGACGAACGAUCGGCUGGCGAUUAGAGAGAUGGGUCGACAGAUUGCUGAAGCUGAGGGAAAGAGAGUGGAGAAUGAUGAGGAGGAUGUGGAAGAGGAAGGAAAUGACGAGGAAUACGCGCCUACGACUCUACCUUCGCAUCUACUUGCACUUCUUACCCAACCAUCUCCAAGGGCGAUCAUCAUUGUGAUAGAGGAAUUUGAUCUGUUCACUGAGCAUGCCAGACAGGCGCUGCUAUAUUGCUUGUUGGACGUCGUUCAGAGUAUCAAGACUGGUCCAGUGGAGACCACAGGUAGAGGUGUAGCCGUGCUGGGUAUAACGACUCGAAUUGAUACUUUAUUGUUGCUUGAAAAACGAGUCAAAUCUCGAUUCUCCCAUCGAACUUUCCGUAUACCGUCUCCAAUAUCUUCAGAGGGUAUAGGUUGGAACGCGCUUCUGAUGGACUCGUUGAUACCUUCUAAAGGGAAAGAGAAUGAGGAAGAUAGAUGGAAAGGGGAUUGGCAAUUCGCUAUACAGAUGUUGUUGAAAGUGGAUAGGAUGAAAAGGAAUUUAGAUAGAUUGACUGGUCUGACAACGGAUGUUAGGAAUUUAUAUAGACCCUUUAUCUUGCCUGUACUUAGCGUACUUUCAUCUAAGAUCGAUUUCAUGUCCAUCCAGGAACUAGCGGAUAGUGUGAUUUCUCAGAUCGAAGGUGCAGGAUGGGGUCUACAGCUGAACAAGUUGAAAGGAUUACCUCAUCCUGCUCUGGGUGUGUUGAUCAUCACGAAACACCUCUCGUAUGCUGGUAGAGAAGAAUUCAAUUUCGCUCAAGUCGAAGAAGAGUAUUUGAGGUUUUCGAGGACGAAAUUGGUGGGAAGUGGGAAGGUCAGAUGGCCAAUCGGCGUUUUGAUGAAUGCAUUUGACCAUUUACUGAAAAUAUCGUUACUGGUACCAGCAAGUAAUGCCUCUCUGAAACCGCAAUUCCAAAAAGUUAGAUGUACACUCUCACCGCAUGAGAUCGUAGGAUGGUUCAAAGGUGAGGGAGCCAAUGUGUUGGGUCCGGAAUUGGGUAAUUGGGGUAGGAUGAUGGGUGGGCACGCGUAG